Molecule: messenger RNA, 5630 nt
Organism: Frieseomelitta varia
Lineage: Eukaryota; Metazoa; Arthropoda; Insecta; Hymenoptera; Apidae
Product: beta-1,4-N-acetylgalactosaminyltransferase bre-4-like
Exons: 8
Coding region: 1110-2306 (398 amino acids)
Biological process (GO): glycosphingolipid biosynthetic process; carbohydrate metabolic process
Molecular function (GO): N-acetyl-beta-glucosaminyl-derivative 4-beta-N-acetylgalactosaminyltransferase activity
Source: RefSeq, a predicted model, not a curated record
GGCGUCGCGUCGUCUCGCGGCCGGUCACCUCGCCAGUCUUCGCCGAGACACCGCGCCGCUCUCACUCUGCUUCUCUUCUAUAAUUCGCCGACAUUCGCGAAUUAGCGCCAGAAAUCGAGAAACCAAGCCACCGGUCCCGCCUUCGCCACGGAUCGCGGAUGAAAAAAAAAGAAAGAAAGAAAGAAAGAAAGAAAGAAGAAUCAGAAUCACGCAGGAAGGAAACCAAACGAUCGUGGAGAACGAUCGAGCGAUCGAUGAACGGUGAACGGUCGGGUGAAUGGUGACCAGACGCGUGUGCGAAAACCGGUUGCGUUGAGAAGGUCAGUUACUGGCCCGGCGUGAAGAAACGUGCGAUUAGACUCGCUCGAUAGAGAGCCUCGAUCAUUUCGAGAAUCCUCGCUGCUGGCAAGGAACGCGCGUUUUUUUUUUUUUUCUUUUUUUCUCUCUCGCAAGAACGAAAACGCGCUGAAAUCCUUCCUCGAUUCGCGUCGCAUCUCAACGUUUGCAGCGUCAAAAGGCCAAGGUUGCCUUGGGUUUCGCGUGGGUUUCGGUUGACGGACGAAGUGGGAAAGAGGAGCGCGAAGAAAGGAAGAAAGCGCGUAAUCAGCACGUGGGCAAGCGAGUAGCAAGCACGGAAGAGCCAGCAGCCGGCCUCUGUCGUGCGCGUGUCGUCGUUGACACAAAGAGCGCGGAGAAAGUGGGAAAGUUGAAGAAGGAGUACCACGGUUGAUGACGCCCUCGAGUUCAAAUUGAUAGCGAAGGUGUCGUUACGUCGAGAGCACCGCUGCCGGGAGGGUAAUGCGCUUGGCGAGCGGAAGUGAGAAGCUCCGGGCGGCCUUUUCUUCCCUCGGCCCUUGGUCUUGCUCCGCCGGCUGUUUCCGCUCGUUCUCCAGCAAGCCGAUCGCCGCUGCCCCGGAGGAAGAGGAGGAGGACGAGGAGGAGGAGGAGGAGGAAGGUGAACGCGGACUCGCGUCCUUCUGGAUCUCGUGGGCGAACAAAGGGCGAACAGCAACAACAGCAGCAGCAACAGCAGCCAGAAGGGAGCGCCUCGUCCAGCACGGCGCUCUUCUAACGGCGACAAGAGGGAGUUAUGGUGUCUCGUGCAUGCGAUGACUGUGGCUGCAGCCGUGGCACUGUGGCAUCGUGCCCACCUUUACAAGGCGAUCGCCUGCGUCGUCCUCGCGCUCAUUGCCAUUCAGUAUUUACUCAGUGGCGUGAUCGAUCGCCGCUCUAUAGAGACGAUCUUCACCAUUAACGCAACCAGGUACGCGGAUCGUAGCUACAGGCAUCAUCCACGUGGGCUGAUCAUAUACGGGCCGGUGACGGUGUCGAGCAUAUUCGGCAACAAUAAUGCCACCGCGGCGACCCUGUUCUGGAGCGGCAGAGACAAUUCCAACUUCUCCAAACUGGAAGCCGAUUUCUCCACUCGAAACACGUACAUCGUUGGAAGUUCCCAGGAAUCUUUGACCGCGAACUCGACCAACAGCACCGUGAUACCGCGAUGCCCCCUCAUUCCGCCGAAUCUCGUUGGCCCACUGACCGUCAUCAAGUCCCCCCCAGAGUUGCCAGCGAUGGAGAAGACGUUCACAGAGGUGAAGCCAGGUGGCAAAGGUUGUCCGACGGAUUGCGUGGCCAGGCAUCGAGUAGCCAUCAUCAUCCCGUUCCGCGACCGACCGAAACACCUUCAAGCGUUGCUUUACAACCUUCACCCGAUGUUGCUCCGUCAACAGAUCGACUACCAAAUAUUUGUGGUCGAGCAGAAAGGUAGCGACGCCUUCAAUCGCGCGAUGCUCAUGAACGUGGGAUACGUGGAGGCCUUGAAGGAACGACCUUUCGACUGUUUCAUUUUUCACGACGUCGACCUACUUCCCGAAGACGAUAGGAAUCUCUACACGUGCCCGGAGCAGCCGCGGCACAUGUCCGUCGCGGUGGACAAGUUCAAAUACAGGCUACCGUACGCCGAUCUGUUUGGCGGCGUGUCGGCGAUGUCGCGGGAGCAGUUCCGCCUGGUGAACGGGUUCAGCAACGUGUUCUGGGGCUGGGGCGGCGAGGACGACGACAUGGCGAAUCGGAUCAAGGCGCACGGCCUCCACAUCUCCCGGUAUCCGGCGAACGUGGCGCGAUACAAGAUGCUCACGCACAAGAAGGAGAAGGCCAAUCCAAAGAGGUACGAGUAUCUGAAAACGGGGAAGAAGAGAUUCUCGACGGACGGGCUGAGCAAUCUCCAGUACGAGCUGGCCGACGUACAGAGGCCAAAGUUGUACACGUGGCUGUUGGUGAAGCUGACGCCCCCGCAGCCUAGCUGAUGGCUGUCUUGGAUCGGAUAGCGACCGGAUCUGCUCGAGAUCGCUUGAGAACGCUUGCGAUCCUUUGAUUGCAAUAGCGGAGUAUUACUCGCGUUGGCGAAAUAUAUAUUUCGUCGAAGGAAAUCUCUCGAAGCGAGAGGAAAGGCGAAAAAUACCUGGAGUAUCGAGAAAGAGAGAGAGAGAGAGAGAGAGAGAGAGAGAGAGAGAGAGAGAGAAUGUGUGUGUAUGUGUGUGUGUGAGAGAAAGAGAAAGAAAGAGAGAGAGAGAGAGAGAGAAAUUGGUGUUUCAGUCAGUUUAGAAUACCAGCGAGUUGUUCCUUCCGCGAUUUCGUCGCCGACGACAAGCAACGGGAGGAACGUUGUUACGUGAUAUAUUUUUAUUCCUCGUAUUUUUUUAUCGCAACGGUAGAUUAAAGACCACGUAGAAUGUAGCAUACGAGCUAACGUGCCAAAGGAGAGUGAGAAUAUACAACGUGUGCGUGUGUGUAUGUGUGUGUGCGCGCGCGCAAUUAGGAGAAAGAAAGCGAGAAAAAAAGCGCGUAGAAAGAAACGGAAGAGGCAGCUCCGCCAUCCUUUCCGGACUCCGCUACCAUAGUUAUGUGAUACAUAUUACGUAUAUAAUGUAUAAUAUAUAAUAUGUAUUAAUAUUUAUAUUAAUAUGUAUAAUAUAUAUUAUAUAUUAUACCAUAUGUAUAAUGGAUAUUACAUAUGUAUGUACACGUACGUUAUCGGUCUAUAUGCGUACGCGAGUACAUAUGUACGUACGAAUCGUAAAUAGCUCGAGGUUUCCUCGGUCGGUCGUGUUACGGUACGAAACGGCGGCAGUCAGAGUUUUUCCGGUCGACCGCCGCGUAUCUAGGACAGCUUUGCAACCGACCUUUCUCAGCCAAUGUCGUAGUUGGCUUCCUUCGAGUUACCAACGAACAGACUUUGCACCGGCUCCCCCGUUAAGCGGGACAAACACGACUACUUUCUUCACUUUGUUUUCAACGUCUCGCGACGCGACGCCCUUCUCACCGUAUUUCGCGACUCUUGCGAACGUUUAUCAGAAAUUCAAAUUGAUCGAUUCUCUUUUUUCGGUUAUCGACGAUAAAAUGGAGAAAAAUUAUCACUUUUAUAUACAUAUAUGUAUAUACAGAGUGUCCCGCCAAACUGUUUAAUCUAGGAGUCAAAGAAAACAAUGUUUAACAGAGACACCCUGUGUAUAUAUAUAUAUAGUACGUGUCUCGCAGUCGUUCGAGGCUGAAAAAAAAAAAAAAAAAAAAAUGACGCGCAAGCAGUCUCGAAGCACGAACCCCCGGAAGAGGAAGCUUAUUUUUCCGAGAUUCGUAGACGGAAGUACAGGCGAAUUAAUUGUUACGUUAGGCUGGCUAAUUGUGUCGCGAAAGGUUUAUUUCCGUGGCAGGGGCUUGUGUAAUCGCGUAGAACGGACGUGCAACGGAAACGGUACUUAAGCGUGUAACGUGAACCAAUAUGUCGGAACCCCGCGUACUCGAGUGCACUGGUCGUUUAGCAUUUUAUACACGUUUCCUCGAAACACGUUGAAACUGGUACACGCGUUUACACGCACACGUACACGAUAGACACGCAUGGACAUACACACACGCACACACAUACCUGAUACGAUGCGGCGAAAGCGAUUCGCGCGCGCUCUGACUUUUGCAACCACACGCGAUGGAUCGACGAGAAGCCAUCAUCGUAGAAAACAGAUUCCAGCGGAUUUUCGUUCGUGAACUGCGUUCACCAAUCCACGCUGAGCGCGCGAGAAUGAUCCAGCCAUGUAAAGCGGCUGGGAAAUCGUGUAUGAAACGAAGAGAAAAAAAGAAGUGAGGCUUUCGGUCGGAUCGAAACAUACCACAUACAGACAUAUCACAUGUAACGUAAAAUACGCGAUCCACGACGUUCGAUCGCUUGGAUCUCGGUAUGCUGGAGAUCGUUAUGAGGGUGUGAGUACGGGCUGUGAAUCAAAUGCACCUUCCUUGCAGCGCGAAGAUCGAACAGCAGGAGGACGAGCACGGUAGAAUUACUAGCCGACGGGCACGGGUUUCCUGCGCGUUUCCACUUUUGCGUUCGUAAAGUGGAAACGUAUCGGGUACCGAAUGGGGAACAGGUUUCGAAGCUCGUCGAACGCCCAGGUACACGCACGAUCCUCUGUGUACUCUUGGUAUAUACAUACACAUACACACACACAGAUACAUACACAUAUAUGUAUAUGAGCGCCUCUUUAAUCGUUGUUCCUACCGAUCGAGUUUCAAACACAGGCGUCACCCAAGAAGAGGUCGACGAUUGCUCGUUUUUCAUGGUUAUCGGGUGUCCAACGCUCUUCCUCUCUGCCGUGCUCUUCUUGUUCAACGUCGAAACCAAGCGAGGCUGAACUGACGUUCGAAGGAGAAACGAUACACGCGAGUCGAAGACGAUUUCUUCACUUUAUUAUUAAGAAUACUCUGUGUACAAGAUAUUUCCAUUAUCGAGUAAUGGGUAACGCGGUAAACGACGAUUAGGAUUAAGCAAACGAAAGGUUGAAAGACGUCGGGAAGACCCGUCGAUCGGUUUCCGAACCGAUUCUCAGCGAGCGUCCUUUUUUUUUUUUUUUUUUUUUUUUUUUUUUUUUUUUGGUUUUUUCCAUACGAUCAUCAUCAUUAUUGUUACUACUCUCGCUACUAUUACUAUUACUAUUACUACUACUAUCACAACUACUACUAUUACUAUUACUACUACUUGUACCGCUGUUGCUAUUGAUACUACUAUUACUACUGAUACUACUACCGAUACUAUUACUAUUUUCUUUCUUGUUUCGAUCGUUGUUCCUUCGAAAACAAGGGUCCUCCGUUGUAGCAAUACGUUCACGCGUGUCUCGAAUGACGAUCGAGCCAAGAUAUUGCGUAAGAGAAAAAUGAACAUGUAUUUUCGUAGACGAACGUCGUCGAUGAACAUAAACGAGACAGAUACGUACGAUACGUACGUACAGUUGUUUGUUUCUUUUGUGUCGAACUUGCGUUCGUUUGUAGAAUCCGUACUUGCCCCGCGCGACAUUGCAAAAGGCACGACGAUUGAAACGAAAGGAGUAGCGUAAGCAGAUAAUAAGUAUUUAUACGAAAAUGAGUAAUCGACGAGAGAUGUCGGUGGUGUGUAAUAUACGUACGAUGAUUGUAAUCCGUCGCUUGUGUACCAAGAUUUACCAUUUAAGAUAUUAAUACGCUCGCGAACGAACACGGACACGAGGAGGCGUUUCUUCGGGUUGUACUGUUCGUUCGAUAAGAAAGUUUCACCUUUGUUUUUUUUCUUUUUUUUUUUUUUUUUUUUUUUUUUUUGCGUAAAAAGAAAA